Gryllus bimaculatus (two-spotted cricket) is the source of this 320-nucleotide messenger RNA. The record is from the annotation of a GenBank genome assembly. NCBI's taxonomy places the organism in Eukaryota, Metazoa, Arthropoda, Insecta, Orthoptera, Gryllidae.
AUGCACUGCAGUAAACAUGUAUAUCUUACUAAGGAGAGUACAUGCGCCAAGUGUUCUGCGCCUAGAGAACCUUCACUUGAAGAGAUUCCAAAAGAUGAAAUAAGGAAAUCAGCUCACUCGGUCGCUAUUGGAUCAACAAUUAUACCUAGAAGCCCUUUCUUGGAAUCCAGUUCAAGAAAAUCUGACAGAAAAAGAUCUUCCAAAAGCAUGACUCAGAAAAAGGACUCAUCCUACGACGUUAUUCGUAGGUUCAGUUUCGUUUAACAACAGAACUAGACGUAAAUAUUUCAAAAACACUGUAACAGACAAUAAUGUUUUUA